AACAUUCGGAUAAGCGCAGACAGAACCAUUUUGGUACGUCGGAUCGCCGCACUGCCUCGACAUGCGUGUCAAAGCUCUAGUCGCUAUCGCAAGCCCAGCGUUGGUCUAAGUUAGCCUGGAAGAAGCAUCACGGCGGCCUGUUGUUGUUUCAGGAAGAAACAAGCCCGAGCUAUAUCUGUAGCCUCCCUUCGAAUCGGACUCACUUUUGAUAACUGACUUCUGUUGGAUCUCGGAGUUCUAGUUCGUUGCCAGUGCAAUUUCUUGACAACCAUGGCUUCUUUAGCUGAUGAUUCUAUCAAACCUAGAGAUGUUUGCAUUGUUGGUGUUGCAAGAACACCCAUGGGUGGUUUACUUGGCUCUCUUUCAUCUUUACCUGCUACAAAAUUAGGUUCUAUUGCAAUUGAAGCUGCUCUUAAUAGGGCCAGUAUACUUCCAUCUAUGGUGCAAGAAGUUUUCUUUGGUAAUGUUCUUAGUGCAAAUUUAGGACAAGCCCCAGCAAGGCAAGCUGCACUAGGUGCAGGUUUACCCAAUUCAGUUAUCUGCACCACCAUCCAUAAAGUAUGUGCAUCGGGGAUGAAAGCUACAAUGAUUGCUGCCCAAACAAUAGCAUCGGGUGCCAAUGACGUAGUAAUUUCUGGCGGCAUGGAAAGCAUGUCUAAUGCACCAAAAUAUAUCUCUACAGGAAGGACUGGAUCUCAUCUAGGGCACGACAAGAUUAUUGAUGGCAUGAUCAAAGAUGGCCUUUGGGACGUCUACAAUGAUUAUCAUAUGGGCGUUUGUGCAGAGUUGUGUGCUGAUCGACAUAACAUUACUAGAGAACAACAGGAUUCUUAUGCUAUCAAAAGUUUUGAGCGGGGCCUUGCUGCCGAAUCCUCUGGUGCAUUUUCAUGGGAGAUUACACCUGUUGAAGUUCCUGGUGGGAGGGGGAAGCCGUCGACUGUUGUUGACAAAGAUGAAGGCCUAAGAAAGUUUGACGCAUCUAAGUUAAAAGAACUCAGACCAAGUUUCAAGAAGGGAGGUUCUGUUACCGCUGGGAAUGCUUCAAUUAUAAGUGAUGGGGCUGCUGCUUUAGUUCUAGUGAGUGGUGAAAUGGCAAUUAAGCUCGGAUUGACAGUCAUUGCAAGAAUCAGAGGGUAUGCUGAUGCCGCGCAGGCACCAGAGUGGUUUACGACUGCUCCAUCUGUGGCCAUACCAAAAGCAUUAUCAAACUCUGGCAUUAAAGCAUCCGACAUAGAUUUAUACGAGAUAAAUGAAGCCUUCUCUGCCGUUGCUAUUGCUAACCAGAAGCUGCUCAACAUUGAUCCAGAUAAAUUAAAUGUGCACGGCGGUGCUGUGUCCUUGGGACAUCCGCUCGGCUGCAGUGCAGCUCGUAUAAUGGUGACACUGUUAGGGGCGCUGAAACACCGAAACAAGAAGUUUGGAGUUGCGGCAGUUUGCAAUGGUGGAGGGGGCGCAUCUGCUGUUGUUCUGGAGUUCAUUAACAGGCCCGUGGGGAUGGUGGGACGCUCCAUGCUUUAAAAUCGACAGCAUAUUGUUUUCCGAUGCGCCACAGCUUUCGUCGGCCGGCUGGCCGGCAUCGCCUCGUCUACCAUGGCAGCUCUGAAGCAGAUAGACACUGCUUCCUAAAACUUACCGUUGUAUCUAUCAACUGCAUUUUAUUUCAUUAUAAGAGCGAUCAUAAAGUAUGAAUAAGAAGUACCAUUCUUCCAAUAUAA
This is a messenger RNA of Andrographis paniculata, 1715 nucleotides long. Its product is annotated as acetyl-CoA acetyltransferase, cytosolic 1-like. The record is from RefSeq and is a predicted model, not a curated record. The transcript has 14 exons. The coding region runs from base 271 to 1518 and encodes 415 amino acids. Gene Ontology annotation, molecular function: acetyl-CoA C-acetyltransferase activity. Gene Ontology annotation, biological process: fatty acid beta-oxidation. NCBI's taxonomy places the organism in Eukaryota, Viridiplantae, Streptophyta, Magnoliopsida, Lamiales, Acanthaceae.